GGGAUACCGCAGACCUACCAAGCUUUUGUCACCUGCGUUUCACAAUUUCUCUCAGACUUCAGGGCCAAGCUCCUGGAGUUGGAGAAAGUUAUCAUGAAGCAGGGUUUGUGCAGCUGUCAAUGUUAAAACAAAAUACCUGCAGCUGGCUUCUCUUCUACUUCUAGUAUUUUUUCCUUGGCUUAGACAAAUUUAUCUUUUUAAUGUUAUUUUUUCAUUUAAAUUAAUAUAAUAAUUUUUAAAAAAAAGAAAUCCUACUUGAAGAGACUUAUUCGCGACCUUUUGUUAUAUAUAUUUUAUAAUGAAUUUCAUUAUGUGCUGAUGUGUUUUUAAAAAAUUUUAAACAAAUUAUUUUAUUGCUUUUUGCAAUGUUUUUGAGAUCUUCUUCGAAAUUCUACCUACACUUGAUAAUCUAUAGACGGUCCUGAUAACUAAAUGAAUAAUGACAAAUAGAAAUUUCUAUACCCUUGUGAAACUUAACAGAUUGUCACAUAGAGUCUCAGUGAAAUAAGAUCCUCAGUGAAAUAAGAUCCAUUGAAAUAAGAUCCUCAGUAAAAUAAGAUUUUCAGUGAGAUAAGAUACUCAGUGAAAUAAGAUCCUCAGUGAAAUAAGUUUCUCAUAAAGUGAAAUAUUCUCAGUGAAAUAAGAUUCUCAGUGAGAUAAGAUGCUCAGUGAAAUAAGAUCCUCAGUGAAAUAAGAUUAUCAUAAAGUGAAAUAAGAUUCUCAGUGAAAUAAGAUUCUCAGUGAAAUAAGAUCCUCAGUGAAAUAAGAUUCUCAGUGAGAUAAGAUUCUCAGUGAGUGAGAUAAGAUUCUCAGUGAGAUAAGAUUCUCAGUGAGACAAGAUUCUCAGUGAAAUAAGAUUCUCAGUAAAAUUGUAAAAAAAAAUGUAAAUGCUACUUGCAGAGGAGCUGAUGUCGCUGGCCAUGUUGAGCUCCAAGCUUCAGCCCUGGUUUGACAAGGUUCAAACAGUCCACAGUGUGUAUGUCUCGGGAGUGGCGUCGGUCAGCAGUGAAGAUGCCAGGCAAAGCAGCAGCAACUGCUUCAAGGCGGCACACCUCCUGGACAUACUGUACCAGGCUCUCUUUGAGCUCGACCUCAUUUCCCUGGUGGAUAAAACGGGCAGGGUAAACGUGUUCAUGUAUAGAUAUCCAGCUUUAUGGAUUUUGUCGGCUGUCAUACCAUCAUCUUAAUAGCUGCAAAAUCAUUGGUUUAUAUUCAAUAACAUUAAUUUUAUUUUAAAAAAGAAAAAAAAAGAAGAAAAAAAACAAUUUAAAAAAAACAAAACACCAAGACUUUUUAAAAAAAAAGUUUGUAUUUAAUCCAGGGGGGUAGAGAAAUUUUAAAUAAGAAAUAGAUUGGUUAUCUGCACAAGUUUUAAAAAACCCAAGAAAUUCUUACAUUCCUCUCUACAUACACUUACACUAUACAUUUAAGUAUAUUUUAUGGUCAAUUUUAAGAGCUGAGAAUUUGUCUCCCUUCAUCUACGUACUGUUUUUUUUGGUUUUUUUUUCAAUUAUUCUCAUCCUUUAAAAAUUGAAUCCUAAUUUAACUCCCAUUAUAAAGAUUUUUUUAAAUCAAAUUAAUUUUUAAAAAUUCACACUAUAUUAUUAUGUUUGUUCAUCUGUAGAAAAAUGUGAUCCUGGAAAUGUUGAUAAAGUCAAGUCAGCC
Messenger RNA from Lymnaea stagnalis (great pond snail), 1665 nucleotides. NCBI's taxonomy places the organism in Eukaryota, Metazoa, Mollusca, Gastropoda, Lymnaeidae. The record is from the annotation of a GenBank genome assembly.